Paraglomus occultum is the source of this 609-nucleotide messenger RNA. The record is from the annotation of a GenBank genome assembly. NCBI's taxonomy places the organism in Eukaryota, Fungi, Glomeromycota, Glomeromycetes, Paraglomerales, Paraglomeraceae.
AAACUCCUUACCAUGCGGAAGGUUAUCCAUUUUCAGAGGUUGAUUGGGCGACGACUCCCUGGACAAAGGUUCGAUAGGAUACUAGUAGACCCAUAUCUCCCCAUUACCAUGAUUCCUGCAACCGCGUUUAACAAAGACUUUCAAUACUUUGCCUCAAAUCAACAAUUUUACGACAAAAUCCAUAUUAUAUAUAUACUUCUUCCAAAUGCAAAAUCUCCAACCCGCCAGCAGACUCACCCAAUGGAAACAGACUCUGGCACAUCGUCAACAUUCCUUCCUUCCACAGUCUGUUCUUCUACCUCUACCCUCACUACCCAGACACCAGCUGUAACUACAACACCAACAAACGCUGAUUUCGAAGAACCUCUUCAAGCGAGGUUUCUUGUUCUCGAGAGAAAGUUAUGGGAACUCGAAGUGAACGCUGAGAGAGAUGUAGGAUCUAGUAUCGAUGUCGGUGAAUUGGAUAACAUGCAAAAUAUGCAGAGGAGAGCGAGUGACGUUAGAAGCGUGGAAGAUACGGAAUUUGACGGAGAAGACGAGAGUGUAAUUGAAACAGUGAUUGAGUGGGCGUAUGAGCGGGAUAAUGAAAAAGAAGAUGAUGAGGAAGAA